Messenger RNA from Anopheles marshallii, 1461 nucleotides. RefSeq names its product RING finger and CHY zinc finger domain-containing protein 1 (gene Rchy1). Gene Ontology annotation, cellular component: nucleus. Bases 1 to 1461 code for a protein of 486 amino acids. Gene Ontology annotation, molecular function: zinc ion binding; ubiquitin protein ligase activity. NCBI's taxonomy places the organism in Eukaryota, Metazoa, Arthropoda, Insecta, Diptera, Culicidae. Gene Ontology annotation, biological process: ubiquitin-dependent protein catabolic process; protein ubiquitination. The transcript is spliced from 7 exons. The record is from RefSeq and is a predicted model, not a curated record.
AUGGAUGAAAAGAAACCAAUUCCAACGCCUGCCGGGAGCAAUGCAACGGCCACAGUAUCAUCUGCAACGGAACAGGACGAAAACGAAAAGCGUGUUGGAUGUGCACACUACAAGCGACGGGCAAAAUUUGUGACACCUUGCUGUAACAAAUUCUACAUGUGCCGAUACUGCCACGACGAGAACGAGACUCAUUUCUUCAACCGAAAAACGGUGACGGAGUUGAUCUGCACUGAAUGUGACACCCGGCAGCGUGUGCAGGCCGAGUGUGAAAAGUGUGGCGUACGAUUCGGACGGUACACUUGCCUGGUGUGUAAUCUAUUUGACGACGAGGACCGUAAUCAGUAUCACUGUGAUGGAUGCGGAAUUUGCCGCGUUGGAGGCCGAGGACGAUUCUUUCAUUGCGAAGUUUGCAAUAUGUGUUUACCACUCCAGUUAAAGUACGACGGGCAUAGGUGUGUGGAGAAUGUGUCCCGAUCGAACUGUCCCGUGUGUCUGGAUGAUAUUCACACGUCGCGUAUUCCAUGUCACAUUCCCGACUGUGGACAUUUACUACAUCGGACAUGCUUCGAAGAAUUGCUUUCGUCCGGUCAUUAUGCUUGCCCUACCUGCCAGACGUCGAUGAUGGAUAUGAACCAGCUGUGGGAGUAUCUGGAUGCGGAAGUAGCCGCCACACCCAUGCCAAAGGAAUACGCAAACUAUUACGUUGACAUUCUAUGCAAAGAUUGCCACAAGGAGUCAACGGUGAAAUUUCACGUAGUUGGAUUAAAGUGUACUCACUGUGGUGCAUACAAUACCUGUCGGACGAAGACGAAAAGCAUAAACGGAUGUAAUAGUAAUACCGGUAGCAGCAGUACGAGCGGAGGUAGCAGUGCGGCAAGUAGCACAGCACCUACGAACACUUCCGAGACGACUUCAUGGAUAAGGAUGGUUCCACUGUCGAUGGUAGAGUCGGAUGAUAGCGCCAUCGAUGACAUCGCCAUUGACGACAGUGAAGAUGAACGACUCGUUGAUCGGCUUGAGACGUAUCUACACCACGUAUCGCACGGUGACGAUGACGGUGCAAGCACAUCGGCCGCAUCGUCUUCUUCCUCCUCAAACUCUUCGUCUUCCGCUCCGUCCUCCUCGACGAUGGUGAGUACCGCGGCAUCGGUUGGCGUUGGGCAGCAGCAGCUUCGUGGAGCGCGUCUAACGAACGGUACCAGCAGCAGAAGUGACGCGAGCAGCUCAUCCAGCUCUGGUGCGUCUUGUCCGAAUGGCGGCCAGGCGAGUAGUAGUAACAGUAGUAAUAGUAGUAGCAAUACUAAUAGCACCAAUAUCAAUGGCACAGUGGCCGUUGUGAGAAGAAACAAUGGACGGACGGAUGUAGCAGGCUCCUCGUCCUCGUCCGCUGCGCACGACGACGAGGGUUCCUCGUUCGAUGAUAGCAAAAGUAACGAUAAUGGCGGUGCAGCUCCAAUCUGA